Messenger RNA from Theobroma cacao (cacao), 1620 nucleotides. Its product is annotated as arogenate dehydratase/prephenate dehydratase 1, chloroplastic-like. Gene Ontology annotation, biological process: L-phenylalanine biosynthetic process. Gene Ontology annotation, cellular component: chloroplast; cytoplasm. Gene Ontology annotation, molecular function: arogenate dehydratase activity; prephenate dehydratase activity. NCBI's taxonomy places the organism in Eukaryota, Viridiplantae, Streptophyta, Magnoliopsida, Malvales, Malvaceae. The record is from RefSeq and is a predicted model, not a curated record.
AUGGAGCACGGUGAAGAGUUGACGAAUUCCUUUGCCAACAAAGACAAGAAGAGCGUGUCAUCCGGUCCGGCUUUCCAUUCCCAACAACAUUUGCAGAGUCAUGAAAGUCACAGGUCAGUAAGCUCCUCCGUUCAAGUUGGCAAAGCAUCUGCUACUCAUAACCAAGGAAGGAAAUUCCACAAGGAUUUGACUUCUCUCCCAAAGCCAUUAACUGUUGCUGAUUUAUCAGCCACUCCUGAUGAUUCUUCAAAGGUGCGGAUAUCAUUUAAGGGGACACUAGGUUCUUACAAUGAGGAUGCUGCACUCAAAGCCUACCCUAAAUGUAAAACAGUACCCUGUGAUGAGUUUGAAGAUGCAUUUAAGGCAGUUGAAUUAUGGCUAGCUGAAAAGGCAGUUCUUCCAAUUGAGAAUUCUUCUGGCGGUAGCAUCCAUCGCAACUAUGAUUUACUCCUUCGUCAUAGGCUUCAUAUUGUUGGUGAGGUGCAGCUGCCUGUCAAUUUCUGUCUACUAGCUCUGCCAGGGGUCAGAAUUGAGCAGUUGAAACGAGUGCUAAGUCAUCCCCAGGCACUUGCCCUGAGUGACAUUUUCCUGAGUAAGUUGGGUGUAGCCAGGGAAAAUGUUGAUGAUACAGCUAGUGCUGCUCAGUACGUAGCCUCAAAUGGCCUGAGGGAUGCUGCUGUUGUUGCAAGUAUUAGAGCUGCACAAGUCUAUGGACUUAAUGUACUUGCUGAGAAAAUUCAGGAUGACCCUGACAAUAUCACUCGGUUUCUGGUACUUGCUAGGGAUCCAAUAAUUUCAAGGACUGAUAAGCCCUUUAAGACAAGUAUUGUAUUUACUUUGGAAGAAGGGCCUGGGAUAUUGUUUAAAGCAUUGGCAGUGUUUGCACUGAGAGACAUAAAUUUGACAAAGAUUGAAAGUCGGCCCCAGAGAAAACGGCCAUUAAGAGUAGUUGAUGACUCCAACACUGGGGCAGCCAAGUACUUUGAUUAUCUUUUCUAUAUUGAUUUUGAAGCUUCUAUGGCUGAGCCUCGUGCACAAAAUGCUUUGGGGCAUUUGCAGGAAUUUGCAACAUUUCUUAGAGUACUUGGUUGCUAUCCCAUGGACACGACUUUGUAGCUGUCUCGUAUGCACUCUUUUCAUAUCCAUGUCCUAUUUGAGUUAGCGGUAAGAAGUUCUUGUAAACCUUUGGGCAUUACCUCUCACAAUAUAGUGGAUUAGAACUCAAGUUUACAGGUGGUGAUAGGGGAUGCAUUUUGAAGAGAGGUCCCAAGGGGAACAUAUAAAAUGCUUUGAAGUCAGAUUCAAGGUAGGAUUCGAUACAUCAAUUGAAGAUCAUAGCACGAGAUCUACAGGGAAAUUAUCCUAAUCAGUUAGAAAGUUCAAACCAAGCUACAUGGUGUAGCAUACUCUGCAACAGGAUGACACAGUUAAUCCACAUUUAUAAUAGGUACUUUUUUCUUUGUUAAUUUUUUACCCGGAUAUUCCAUAACGUGUAAAAACCCUCCAACUUAGAUUGUACUAGAGAUUUGGGGAUCAAUAGUUGUUAUGCUAACACUAAUUCAGCGUCAUGUAUUAUUUUCGUUGUUAUAGCCAGAGAAAACCGUCUGUUGAGCAAUAUCA